UUAUCAAUGUUAAGUGUCAAAUGAUUUAGUCAAAACAAAAACAAACAACACGUGUAAAACAAAUACAAGAAAAACAAAACACAAAUUUCCACCAAAAUGACAAAUUUACGCAAAGCAUUAGAAAGAUGUAAACAUCCCAACAGUCGCAAAACCAAAGCUCUGGGCAAAAAGGCACGCCGACAAAACAACAAACAUAAACAAAGGCUGGGUCAUGCGAUCAAGUCGAAUUUAAUGGGUGAGAAAUUAAGUUGGUUUUUGGAUCACAUUGAAGAAGGCCGUACACAUCCCCUGACACCCCAUGAAUUUGAGGAACUUAUUGAUUUGUAUUUGAAAAGAUUCGAUGAAGAACUAGAACAAAUAGCUUUGAAGCAGUCUAUCAGUAAAAAUCGUUCUAAUCAGCAUGCGGCUCGUAAAGAUGUUAUUACAAUUACUCUGGAAAGGGAGAAUGGGGAAUAUAAAGCCGGUGGAAUGAUGCUUUUAAAUCUUUGUGAUCCUAUCAAAUAUAAAUCGCUUUUGGAUUGGGAUGGCAGUGGCAUAAAUGUACAACAUCUCAAACUGGAAUUAAUAUCAUACAAUAUGUUGCAAAGGCUUAAAAAAGAAUAUGACGAGAAAGAUUCUACCACAACAGAAGCUACUCCCAAACCCUCUACAUCAUCCGCGUUGAAUGAAGACACUAUGGAAACUUGUUAAAUAAUAAAUUUUAUUUAAAAAAUAAAAUAAAACGUUAAUACAAAGUAAAA
Calliphora vicina (urban bluebottle blowfly) is the source of this 740-nucleotide messenger RNA. RefSeq names its product translation machinery-associated protein 16 homolog. Gene Ontology annotation, cellular component: nucleus. NCBI's taxonomy places the organism in Eukaryota, Metazoa, Arthropoda, Insecta, Diptera, Calliphoridae. The coding region runs from base 97 to 690 and encodes 197 amino acids. The transcript is spliced from 3 exons. The record is from RefSeq and is a predicted model, not a curated record.